Messenger RNA from Miscanthus lutarioriparius, 1233 nucleotides. The record is from the annotation of a GenBank genome assembly. NCBI's taxonomy places the organism in Eukaryota, Viridiplantae, Streptophyta, Magnoliopsida, Poales, Poaceae.
AUGUGCAGGUGCAGCGCCUGCCGCCUGGGCGAACGUGAAGACAUCGAGGAGGCCGCCAUGCUUCGCGCGCCGGCGCUCGAGCCACGGGGCCUUUUCGCGGUACGCAUGUCUCGCCGCCGGAGUGGCAGCUGCUGCGGGGCUUCCCUCCGUGCAGCCUUCUUGACCCUUACCGUUGCGCUUUCCACCGUCCUCGGCAGCUGCUCCGUCGACGUCUCCAGCUCGAAUGAGCUGUUCGCCUCUUCUUCUUCGUCGACGGCAUUUUCUCGGCCUGCGCGGGCAGAGCAGCUGCUCGUCUCUUCUUCUCUCACCACGAGGACCAGGAGGAUACCGCUGAUGAGCGUGGAGCAGGAGCUUGACGCGGCACGGGCCGCGAUACAGCGAUCGGCGCGGCGUCGGCGGCGGGUUGAUCCCGGCCGUGGCGGUGGCAACGUAACCACGGCGGACACGUGGUUCGACGCUGGAGUGGAGCAUGCUCUCGUGGCCAGCGUCUACCGCAACCCGGCCGCGUUCCACCGGAGCUAUAGAGAAAUGGAGAAGCGGUUCAAGGUGUACGUGUACGAGGAAGGCGAGCCGCCGAUCCUGCACGCCGGCCCGUGCAAGAACAUCUACACCAUCGAGGGCCGCUUCAUCGAGCAGCUGGAGCUCAUGGCCCCGCCGGCGCGUCCGCAAGGAGGCCGUCGUGGCGGCGGUGCGCGCAGCGGCGUGCGCACGUCGGAACCGGCGCGCGCCCACGCCUUCUUCCUGCCGUUCAGCGUCUCCAAGAUGGUGCAGUUCGCGUACCGCCCCAACACCUACGACACAACCCCUCUCCGUGCCAUCGUCGCCGACUACGUCCGCGUCGUCGCGUCACGGCACCCCUACUGGAACCGCUCCGCCGGCGCCGACCACUUCAUGCUCUCCUGCCACGACUGGGGCCCUGAGGCGUCGAGGGGGCACCCGGAGCUGCACGCGAACGGCAUCCGCGCGCUCUGCAACGCCAACACCUCGGAGGGCUUCCGACCCGGGCAGGACGUGAGCGUGCCGGAGAUCAACCUCUACACGGGCGACAUGCCGCGGCAGCUCCUGGCGCCGGCGCCCCCGCUGGCGUCGCGCCCGUUCCUGGCCUUCUUCGCCGGCGGUCGGCAUGGGCACGCCCGCGACCUGCUGCUCCUGCACUGGAAGGGCCGCGACCCGGACGUGUUCCCGGUGUACGAGCACAGCCACGGGCAGCAGGACGGGCCGCUCGACUACUAA